Messenger RNA from Xyrichtys novacula (pearly razorfish), 2087 nucleotides. Lineage: Eukaryota; Metazoa; Chordata; Actinopteri; Labriformes; Labridae. The record is from the annotation of a GenBank genome assembly.
CUCUUUUUUUCAGGAUGUCUCUGCAUAAAAUUUUUUCCAAGGACACACCAACUCACCAAAGUUUCCCACCGCUCAAAGUGAAAGUGGUUGCCCUGCACAAAAAGACCUCAGUGCCAACCUGGUUAUUUGACAAGGGGGAGGCUCACCCUCUCGUCAAGCAUGUCAACUGCACUGCUGCCAUCACUGAUGGUGUUACAGUGGUGAAAUUCACCGCAUAUGAGGACAUAGCAGCCAAAAUCAAGGAGGGAGGGAGCUACAUCAUUAAAAAUUAUGGCAUGUCAAAGUAUGGCGCGACGCGCAGUAUGUUGUCCCGCCGUGAUACUGCGGUGUAUCACACCUCCCCAAUUGAUGUCCCGGCCCACCUUGUGGAGGAAGGGAAAUGCAUGGUGUGCCCUCCAUCCACAUUCAAACACCUCAAUGAAAUUGAAGGAGAGACUGACACUCUCAUAACUGUUGAAGGCUGUAUCACAGAAGUAAGCAUCUUAUUAACACUGCUGAUGAUAUGGUGACCCUUUGGGGGGGGGGGGGUGUAUCAUGCUUUUCAAAACUUACAACAAAAACUGCACAGUUACAAAGUUUGGUGCAAAUACUUUCUGUAUGCAAAGUUUCAAAUCACAAUGUCAACGUGUGUUGUCAUACUCUCAGAAAAAAGACGUUAACAGCUCAAAUCUCAGACAAGUGAAUAUGCAAGAUUGUGGUGUAUGUGCGAGAUUUACUAAAAUUCAGAAGUACAAUGAUAUGUUAAUACACCACUGUGAGAAAUUUGAGGCCUAUUUUGAUCUGAAAAUUAUGUAAAGCUAUACAAGAGGUAUCAGAGAAGGAGUUCAGAGUCUGUCAAAAUGCAUGACACCCCCUCUUUAAUGCUGUACACAACAGUACAUUAAUAAUCAGUUAAGGGUAUCAAAACCUCUCUGGGGUCUGUCCUAUCCAGAGAUCUGUUUUUGUAUAGUUAAUGUCGCCUGGUCUCCUCGAUUAAAAAGGCUUCUAAAACCAAUGACUUGUAGCACACUAUAUCCGAAUGUAUUAAAAUGUGUGUAUCUUUGUGUUCAGCUCAACAAAGUCACGAAGGUUACUGGCCAGCGAGGCCCACCCGUCCCCCUGAUUGAGAUCAAGAUCAAAGAGGUAAAGAAUAAGUCUAAAUACAAAACUGACAGUAAAAUAUAAGCAGAAUGAAGAUUUAGGCAACGAGAGUAAAUGCGAUUCUUAUGAGGCCUGUUUCAUCAUUACAGAAGGAGGCAGAGGUAAAAGUGUGCCUCUGGCGAGAGACCAUACUGGCAGAACUGUGCCUGGGGAAACCAUGCCGAGUCACACACCUCAAAGUCAGGACCUCUGGGCAAUAUGGGUUCUCCUUGCACACCACAAAUUUCACAGAUGUUGAAGUAAGUCAAAGAUGUACAUACUGUGUAAUUCACUGAACUGUUGUCUCCUUUAUGAUGAGUCUUUUGCUUCUAAUCAGAUCAGAUUGUUCUAUGUCAUCCACCUGUCCCCCAUCACCACCACCAACUGCUUGGGCAUUAGAAUUUGUUUCAUUGGCAAAAAUGAGCCUGCAAAAUUGAUUCCUGAAUUUUUUUUUUAACUUUUCUCCUCCCCCUGAGGAGGUGAUGUAGUUAUUUCUUCAUUUGUUUGGACAAUGGUUGUGUCACUGCGGAAAACAAGAAUCAGAACUCUGAGAAGAAAAAGUGAACCUGUACUCUGGACCAAAAAUGGUGGUGUGCACUGUGUAAAAUAUUUCUCCUCAACAGAUGGUGAGCAAACACGUCCACAUUGCCGUGACGGGUUUCUCCUUCAGCGAGAAAGAUGAGACUGUUGAGAUCCUCGACGACAACUUCGUCGAGUGGAUUGUCCCACGCUGGAUGUGGGACGAAAAAUUCCCUGAUGCCAUUGAAAAAAUGCCAGCGAGCAUUGUCAUUGUUUUUGAGGAGGGAGAUGUGGUAGAAAUUUUAUAGGUGUAUUUAUUUAAUCUCUUUGUAAAUAGUUGUUCUUCAAUCACAUAAUUUACCCACAAAAAUCUCUUAAAUCAGUUUAAAUGUUUAAUUUGUUCAGUGUUAAAAAAAAUCGUUUCCAUCAUUUUGAAUGUUUAUUUAUUU